AUGCUGGGACUCACUGACUGGCUGUUUCUCAUUCUGUCCACUGCAGAGUUCAUUCUGGGGCUGCUGAUGAACGGUCUGAUUGGAUUGGUCAAUGGCAGUGGCUGGUUCAAGAACAAGAGAAUCUCUUUGUGUGACUUCAUCAUCACCAGCCUGGCCAUCUCCAGAAUCCUUCUGCUGUGGGUUCUCCUGGUUGAUGGCGUUUUGCUAGUGUUCUAUCCCAAAGAACACGAGUCAGGGGUCCUCAUGAAGAUGAUCGAUCUCUUCUGGACAUGUACAAACCAUCUGAGCAUCUGGCUCACCACCUGCCUGGGUGUCCUCUACUGUCUGAAGAUUGCCUGUUUCUCCCAUCCCAUCUUCCUCUGGCUCAAGCGGAGGGUCUCCAGGGUGGUUGCGUGGUUGCUGCUGGGGGCGCUGCUCUUGUCUUGUGGCAGUACUCUGUCUCUUCUCCAUGAGUUUAAGGUCAACUCUGGCUUCAGCGGGAUCAAUGUCACAGGGAAGGAAAUGGAACGCAUGAGCAGGAAGAGAGGCGAAUACAAGUUGAUCCAUGUGCUGGGGACGCUGUGGUACCUCCUUCCCUUGGUGGUGUCUCUGGUCUCUUACCUUCUGCUCAUCCUCUCCCUAGGGAGGCACACGCGGCGGAUGCGGUACACUGGGGCUGGCUGUAGAGACCCCAGCACGGAGGCCCACCACAGGGCCAUCAGAAUCAUCCUCUCCUUCUUCUUUCUCCUCCUGCUCUACUUCCUGGCCUUUUCCGUCGCAUCGACCAGUUAUUUCUUUCCAGAAACCACGAUGGUGCUCAUGGCUGCAGAAAUCAUUGCAAUGCUCUAUCUUGUGGGCCACUCAUUUAUCCUCAUUCUGGGGAACCCCAAGCUGAGGCAGACAUUUGUGGGGCUUCUCCAGUGUGAGUCUGGCUGUCUGAAGCCUGGGUCCAAGUUCGUUUCUCCCCACAGAGCGGCAGAGGACCAGAAGGGACCCUAA
This is a messenger RNA of Chrysochloris asiatica (Cape golden mole), 978 nucleotides long. RefSeq names its product taste receptor type 2 member 3-like (gene TAS2R3). The coding region runs from base 1 to 978 and encodes 325 amino acids. Lineage: Eukaryota; Metazoa; Chordata; Mammalia; Afrosoricida; Chrysochloridae. Gene Ontology annotation, molecular function: bitter taste receptor activity; G protein-coupled receptor activity. The record is from RefSeq and is a predicted model, not a curated record. Gene Ontology annotation, biological process: sensory perception of taste; G protein-coupled receptor signaling pathway; detection of chemical stimulus involved in sensory perception of bitter taste. The transcript has a single exon. Gene Ontology annotation, cellular component: membrane.